GAGGAUCGGUAGUGAAUUGCGCAGGCGCCUGAGGCCUUGCUGGGUCACGUGGCGUCUGUCAUGGCCGCCUCCAUGGCGGGGAGAAGCGUGAGAGCCGGAUCGUUGAUGCGGGCGGCGGGAGGCGGCCUGUGGCGGGGCCCGGGGUCCUGCAGACCGGACUCGGGGAGAGCUGUCGCCCAGUCGCCGGUCAGGCCCAGGGGUUUCCGGAGCACAGGCCCUUGCCCCACGGAGGAGAAGCGGCAGCCGGACCCGGAAACUCUCUCCGGGGACUUGGUGAACGUGGUGUUCGUGGACCGCUCGGGGAAGCGGAUCCCCGCGAGUGGGCGAGUGGGCGAGGACGUGCUGCGCUUGGCCCAGCGGCACGGCGUCGAUUUGGAGGGAGCCUGUGAGGCCUCUCUGGCCUGUUCUACCUGCCAUGUCUAUGUGAGUGAAGAGCAUUUGGCUGUUUUGCCGCCGCCUGAAGAAAGGGAGGAUGACAUGCUGGACAUGGCCCCACAGUUGCAAGAGAACUCGAGGCUGGGCUGCCAGAUCAUCUUGACAAAGGAGCUCGAGGGUGCUCAGUUCACUUUGCCGAAAAUCACUCGAAACUUCUAUGUGGAUGGCCAUGUCCCCAAGCCCCACUGACAAGGAGGACCAGCCGAGGGGUCUGGAGGCACCUGCUGCUGCUGCUGGACACAUGGGCUUGGUAGCUGCUUGGCUUGAGCAUGGGACUCCCUUAACGGACAUAUAGCCCAUCUCUUGCCCUACUCUUCUCAGGGCCUAGCCCUGUGGACCAAAGUGGGUCAGUUGUGGAUACCUUAUACCGGACCAGAGGGGGCUCAGAAGAGAAGCCAUGAAGACCCCUUUUCUUGGGAGGAAUCUAUACUUGUGCUCUAGAGGAAAAAGCCCCUCUCGUGCUUCAGCCUUGGCAGGGGAGGGGAUGGGGCUCCUGGGCCCCCAAACUAGGGGAGUCUGUUAGAGCCACAAUAAAACACUUUGUUCACCAG
This is a messenger RNA of Trichosurus vulpecula (common brushtail), 986 nucleotides long. RefSeq names its product ferredoxin 2 (gene FDX2). The coding region runs from base 61 to 624 and encodes 187 amino acids. Gene Ontology annotation, biological process: positive regulation of oxidoreductase activity; P450-containing electron transport chain. Gene Ontology annotation, cellular component: mitochondrion. The record is from RefSeq and is a predicted model, not a curated record. NCBI's taxonomy places the organism in Eukaryota, Metazoa, Chordata, Mammalia, Diprotodontia, Phalangeridae. Gene Ontology annotation, molecular function: 2 iron, 2 sulfur cluster binding. The transcript is spliced from 5 exons.